UGGAAAACUACUCUCCACUUUUGGUUCAGCUUGCAUUGCUUAUGGGAAAACGUACUCACAAGGACGUAUCAAGAUGUUCUCCGGGUUAGAAUCGUGGCCACUCGCCAAUGAAUCUUUGACUCAAUCGUUCGAUGUCAAAGAGGAAAGCAUGGAUCCUAACCAAGAAGCCCUGGAUCGUGUUUCUUCUGAAACCUACGCCGAACAAGUCGAUGUGAAGCCCGACACCAAGAAAAUCCUGACUGGCGAUCUCGAUGCGCAAAAGUCUUCGGCCGUGGACGUGGAGGUGGCACUCCUCAAGCCAAUGUGGAGCAUGGCCAUUCAGCGGGAAAAUCAAGAAGCCAGUGAAGCGCAGUUGCAAACGUUGAUCAAGGUAAAGCUCGCCGAGGUGCGCGAUUUGAUUCCUAUUCGCACGAAAGUGGAGCUCAAGUUCAAGUACGAUUGUCAAAUGCUCCGCCAAACUCUUGCCAAUUUGGAGCAGAUCUUGGCACAACUCCGGGCCAAGCAGCCCAAUGACCCGUCAGUCCGGAUUGAAGACUUUCAAGCUCAACUUGUGAUCAAGGAUUGGGAAUCCAUUCGGAUGCCCACCUUUGAGAGGGAUUAUCAAGAUGCAGCCAAAGUUUGGUACAAACCCGGUGAAGAUCCACUUAUUCAAGACUUCUCCGCCAUUAAGAACAAGUUUGCCAACUUGAUUGCCCAAUUCCAAUAUGAGCGAUCCAUCCGUGCCACCAUUGGAAUCCCCGUGAAUCAAGAUGUCGGUCUCAGUCAAGUGAAAGUCAGCGAGUCCCGGACGAUUGUGCAUCAACUCCACCCAAGCGACAGGACUGCCAAUCCACACCUACACCUAGAUUCAAUUGAGCCUUUUGCUGGAGAUUUUAGCGAUCCCGGAGUUUUGGUCAAGUUUGCCAAGUGGAAACGCUCAUGGUUCGCUCUGGUCAGACAGCUCGAGCAGCAAUCCAUAACCAAUCCGAACAUUCUUUUCAAACGGUUGAAGGAAUGUGUGAAGGGCUCAGCCUUGAGUUUGGUGUCCCAAUAUUCUCCCUCGAUGGCCAACGCCUACAAAGUCGCCCUUGAUCAUCUGACGGAGACGUAUGAAGAUCCUACUCACUUGGCCGGCUUUUGUAUUCGAAAUGGAAUCAAGCCCAAGGAUUCCGAUGUGGAGAGAAUCGAAUCAGUCCAACAAUCGUUGAGUUCUUUGCACAACAUGCGAAGUGCUUUUGAGAGCGAAAAAGUGGACUUGUUUGAUUUUUCUCUGAUUGUCGCUUUCGUGUCGGCCAUGCCUCCCCGACUACAAACCAAGUGGAACGAUUAUCAGUCCAAGCAGAAGCGGAAAUAUCUGCUAAAGCGAGAAGCUGCCCUUAAGCAAGGCCAGGACAUGCCUGUUUGGAAUGCGGGGAUGGCUGCGAAUGCCGAGACCUUCAAUGCUUGGCUCGAUUUUUCCAGUGUCAAGGCGUCAAAAAGGCAAUCGGGAACGGUGUACUCCAAUGAGGACUCGGAAUUCAAUGGCAAAAAGUGUGUGAUCUGUGGUCCCAAUAGUUCCGAUCACUGUCUGAAAAAAUGCCCGAAAGCUUUGGGAAUGACCCGCAAAACUUGGCGUGACACUUUGAGCCGUUUGUCAUUGUGUUUCAAGUGUGCCGAACCUUUUAGUGCAGGUCACCAGUGUUCCAUGAAGUGUCGGUUUUGUCGAGACAGACCAAAUGACAUGGACCACCACAUCUUGAUGUGCCCCAUGAAUAAGUUUCGGACAGUGCCCCUAGUGGAUCAAAAUGAAGGAUCGAGUAAAUACAAGUCAUGCUUCCGGAAACGGAGCACUAAAUCAUCAUGGGAGGAAACUAAGGCUGCCAAAAUGGCCAAAUUCAAGACCUCUUAACCUCGAAUCUCAUCUUGGUCUGGAUGAUUAACUUCUCCCUUGGGAGUAAUCCCGCGCUACAUUUCGCGUUGUGAUUGGAGAAUCUAUGUGAAAUAUGCUUGAUCAAUAACACGAGUGCUAAAAAUGUGCAUGCUUAUCUAUUCUUUCACAAAUGUACGAGACGAUCACGA
Molecule: messenger RNA, 2037 nt
Organism: Tigriopus californicus
Lineage: Eukaryota; Metazoa; Arthropoda; Copepoda; Harpacticoida; Harpacticidae
Exons: 2
Coding region: 74-1867 (597 amino acids)
Source: RefSeq, a predicted model, not a curated record